AUGACUCAUCCAUGUCUGUUUAUCUUGCUGGUUAUCCUCAGCUCCAAGUCAACGCUUGGCUUUGUGGUACCUUCCUCGCAGAUUUCCUCAAACGCGGUCAGAAUACCAUCAUCAUCAGCAUACACGUCAGGAGCGACAGGAAGAACUUAUUCGUAUCGUACCUCAUCGGAUAAUGAUGACACUUCCUCCUCAUCGCAAUUGUAUGCGGAAUACGUCCCUCAGGAUCCAGGAUCUCCAACGGUUGCCAAAAAAUCAAAAUCGCUUCAUCCUCAAGUAGGUGAUUUGGUACGGUAUUAUGAUUUGGAUGGAGGAGAUCAAAAGGGGCAAGAGUUGGUGGGAAAGAUUUCCUACAUUGUUCCGGUAUUGUCCAAGAAGAACAGCGGUGCUGACGGUAACUCCUCCUCGCAAAGCAAAAACAACAACAACAAUAAUAAUGAAAAUAACAAGGAAUUCCUUGUGGACCUAACGCAACUAGAAGAUACGGGAGAUGGGUAUUAUGCCGAAUUCUCCAGUCAAAAACGCAUGGGCAAAAAGGCGAAUCGCAAUCUAAAGUUUGUCUCUCCCAUCGUUGCCUCCUACGUACGAGCCGAACAGGCUUAUAAGGUUCCACUGACGAACGACGGUCAACUGCGAGUCCGACAAGAGACCUAUGAUUUGGAUGACUACGAAGGACCCAUUUUCAAGGUGGAUCAAGGGGUCGUCGCUCAAGAUGGACUCGUCUACGGGACACUGAAAUUCAACUUGCUCAAGAAUGCGGCCAUUGCGGGUCUCGCUGGAUCCAUCGUGGUCAACAUUAUCAAGGGUCCGGAAGAUGGUGCCAUUUAUCUGGCGGGUGCCGUUGCAAGUGUGGGAUACCUCUUCUUUUUGAGCGUCAAGACUGACACCAUAUUCAGUGACGAUGCCAAAAUUGGAAGUGGUGUUGCCAACUUGCGAUUCCUCAUGCCCAUUUUGUUGUUGGUUGGCGUGGCACUCUACAAUCAAAGUCAGGGAGAGUACGCUGGAACUACUACCUUUGAUACCGUCACACCGGAACAAUUUGGAUGCGCCGUGUUGGGAUUCUUGACCUAUCGGGUGCCACUCUUUCUCGGUCAAGUCCAGGAUGCUCUCAAGGAGGAGGUAGAUGCCGGUGGACUUUUGCCAGGAAGUGCUGGUAUCGCCAUGCAACUCAUGAAAGGAGAUGCAGCUGCGACGACUGCUUCUGGUGCGACCCUUAUUGCCAAUCAAGACCAGCUCCUGCCAGUGUUGUUGGUCUCGGGACCACAAUUCACUGGCCGAAAAGAAUUGGUCCAAAAGUUGUUGGAAUCCGAUGACCGAUUGGUAUCACCUCGGUUAGUGGAUCGUCAACAAGACGGGGUCACAUUUGAACGUUUGGAGGAUCGAGGUGGAUUCUUGCAAGUGGAUCCCAGUGGUCGUUACGGUUUGACCAAGGAGGCUAUUUUGGAGGCCUCUCAACAACCAAUGAGUGACACUGGUGGAUCUGGGUGCGACAAGGUGGUGGUGGUGGACGCCGACGUGGGCCUCGCACGGCAAAUGCAAAAUUUGUCGGGAACCCGUCUGGUGGGCGUAUGGGUGGGCUUGAAGACCGUUGCCGAAUUCGAGGAACAGUUGGAAGCUGGACUCGAGGCCGGGACGAUUGUCAUUCCAGAAGACGAGCCCAAGGAAAGUUUCAUGCGUGGCAAGGUGAAGGAGAUUGUUCAAGAGAUUGAUUUUGGUUUGGGAUCUGGUAUUUUUGAAUUCACAAUAUUGAAUGACGGAUCGGAAAAGAGUCUGGAAGAAUUGAAGGAUGCUGCCGAGUACUGUUUCAAAUGA
Cylindrotheca closterium is the source of this 1809-nucleotide messenger RNA. NCBI's taxonomy places the organism in Eukaryota, Bacillariophyta, Bacillariophyceae, Bacillariales, Bacillariaceae. The record is from the annotation of a GenBank genome assembly.